This is a messenger RNA of Terrapene triunguis (Three-toed box turtle), 729 nucleotides long. It is a transcript of the gene SPMIP5, whose product is annotated as chromosome unknown C10orf82 homolog. The record is from RefSeq and is a predicted model, not a curated record. Bases 7 to 729 code for a protein of 240 amino acids. Lineage: Eukaryota; Metazoa; Chordata; Testudines; Emydidae. The transcript has 5 exons.
GAGAGCAUGAAACCAAAUCAAAAACCCGUGGAUGUGUGCAAUCGUCUGAUACCUGGAUACACAGGCUACAUCCCCCAAAGAUUCUAUAGAAUUGGCACUACUUAUGGAGAUGAUUCAAUGGCAUGUAUGACCUCAUUCCACAACGCUACUCAAAGGAGCAGAGAUGCACAGAAUGAGCUGAGAUACAUAGCAGCCACUACUCCCAAACUUCCAUCUAUUUGCUCCAAUGAAGAUGUUUUACAAGCACUUUAUGACUAUAAUUAUAAACACCAUCCUUAUGUGCUAGGUACUGUAAUAACUAAGAGAAGUUUACUAGAGCCCCCUAUUCCUGGUUGGACUGGGUUUGUGCCUAGAGCAAGGGUCACUGAACUGGGAUACGGUGUUCGUUACCAUGAAAUGACAAAAAAUUGCUAUCAGGAUUUUAAGAACUUAAGAGAUCGGGUCUGCUACGAUCCCACCAGCAAUUUACACAGAGGCAAAAUGCAUGAAGUUAAAGUUAGCAAAGUUCCCAACACAUACCAAAGAUUCUACAGGCCUGAAGGGAUGCUGCCAAAAUACAGCGGUCAUAUUCCACAUGAACAUCUUGUCAUUGGGAAAACAUUUGGAAACCUGUGCAGAAGCUGCUCGGUAUGCUCGCACACGGAGGAAUCCUAUGGUGCACAUCUCACUAAGAAACGUAAUGCCACGUUGAAGCUCCCAAAGAACUUGAAAUGUAACAUGAAAAGUUGA